AUGAGUAAUUCCACUGAAAAUAACGAUAUGGUCGACGAGGUUCUAAUUGACAUUGAGGAACACUCGCAGGCUGAGCCCACUGCUAAUGAGUGUUGUAUUUACCGGGUUCCUUUUAAGAUUCGUAGAAUGAAAGCAGAUGAUUACACUCCUCGAUUAAUUUCAAUUGGUCCACUUCACCAUGGUAAAAAAGAAUUAGCUGAUAUGGAAAAUAAGAAAAAAAGAUUUAUGAAAUGCUUUCGUGACGAAACAAAUGACCAGAAACUUGAUGAAAUUUCAACCUUCAUCAAGAACAACGAACGAGGAAUUCGUCAUUCUUAUGCAGAAAUAUCUAAGCUUAACAGUCUUCGUUAUAGAUUGAUGAUUAUGUAUGAUGCCAUCGUCAUCAUAGGGUUUUUCGUAAGGAUAGCAAAGGGUGAUAGAAGUGAUUUACUGCUAGCUAUAGACACACAAGCAUAUACUUUACGCUCGGACCUGCAACUAGUAGAAAAUCAACUUCCGUACUUUGUCCUCGAGAAAAUAUACGAGAUGUACUUACCUAUGGCUGGCUUUGGUUUACCUACCUUCAUGGAACUUUGUCGGUCUUUUUUUGGACAACAUGCUGAUUUCAAAUUAAAUCCAUUAGCCCCCGGGGAGACGGUUAAACAUUUUGCAGAUUGGAGAAGAAGUACUAUACUGAAAGGACACCCAGAAGAACAGCCACAUGGAUAUAUGGUUGAUUUUCCUUGUGCAAUGAAGUUGCAUGAGUCAGGGGUGAAGUUUAAGAGUGUUGAACGAGAAUGCAGACUCAAGGUAAAAUUUGAAAAGCGAAAGCAUAGAAUCCCGUGCUUUAAUCUACAUGAGUUGCAAAUACCACAUUUCUCAGUGCAUUCUCAGACCGAAUGUUUACUUAGGAACAUUUUAGCUUUUGAGCAGUGUCAUUAUCCAUCAGAUACUCGGUUUUGCAAUUAUAUAAUUUUUUUGGACUAUCUUAUUGAUACUGAAAAAGAUGUGGAUUUGCUUGUGGGAGAGGGAGUUAUCAAGAAUAAUUUGGGCAACAAUACUUUAGUAGCAAAUCUGGUUAACGAAUCUUGCAGAUCGAUGAUAACUUGA
Molecule: messenger RNA, 1089 nt
Organism: Pistacia vera
Lineage: Eukaryota; Viridiplantae; Streptophyta; Magnoliopsida; Sapindales; Anacardiaceae
Product: putative UPF0481 protein At3g02645
Exons: 1
Coding region: 1-1089 (362 amino acids)
Source: RefSeq, a predicted model, not a curated record